Messenger RNA from Closterium sp. Naga37s-1, 7188 nucleotides. The record is from the annotation of a GenBank genome assembly. Lineage: Eukaryota; Viridiplantae; Streptophyta; Zygnematophyceae; Desmidiales; Closteriaceae.
AUGCUCUCUUUCCCAUGCUCUCUUUCCCAGGCUCUCUUUCCCAUGCUCUCUUUCCCAGGCUCUCUUUCCCAGGCUCUCUUUCCCAGGCUCUCUUUCCCAGGCUCUCUUUCCCAUGCUCUCUUUCCCAGGCUCUCUUUCCCAGGCUCUCUUUCCCAUGCUCUCUUUCCCAGGCUCUCUUUCCCAUGCUCUCUUUCCCAUGCUCUCUUUCCCAGGCUCUCUUUCCCAGGCUCUCUUUCCCAAGCUCUCUUUCCCAGGCUCUCUUUCCCAUGCUCUCUUUCCCAUGCUCUCUUUCCCAGGCUCUCUUUCCCAGGCUCUCUUUCCCAAGCUCUCUUUCCCAGGCUCUCUUUCCCAUGCUCUCUUUCCCAUGCUCUCUUUCCCAUGCUCUCUUUCCCAUGCUCUCUUUCCCCGGCUCUCUUUCCCAGGCUCUCUUUCCCAUGCUCUCUUUCCCAUGCUCUCUUUCCCAUGCUCUCUUUCCCAUGCUCUCUUUCCCAGGCUCUCUUUCCCAUGCUCUCUUUCCCAGGCUCUCUUUCCCAGGCUCUCUUUCCCAUGCUCUCUUUCCCAUGCUCUCUUUCCCAUGCUCUCUUUCCCAUGCUCUCUUUCCCAGACUCUCUUUCCCAGGCUCUCUUUCCCAGGCUCUAUUUCUCAUGCUCUCUUUCCCAUGCUCUCUUUCCCCGGCUCUCUUUCCCAGGCUCUCUUUCCCAUGCUCUCUUUCCCAUGCUCUCUUUCCCAUGCUCUCUUUCCCAUGCUCUCUUUCCCAUGCUCUCUUUCCCAUGCUCUCUUUCCCAGGCUCUCUUUCCCAGGCUCUCUUUCCCAUGCUCUCUUUCCCAUGCUCUCUUUCCCAGGCUCUCUUUCCCAUGCUCUAUUUCUCAUGCUCUCUUUCCCAUGCUCUCUUUCCCAGGCUCUCUUUCCCCGGCUCUCUUUCCCAGGCUCUCUUUCCCAUGCUCUCUUUCCCAGGCUCUCUUUCCCAUGCUCUCUUUCCCAGGCUCUCUUUCCCAGGCUCUCUUUCCCAUGCUCUCUUUCCCAUGCUCUCUUUCCCAUGCUCUCUUUCCCAGGCUCUCUUUCCCAGGCUCUCUUUCCCAGGCUCUAUUUCUCAUGCUCUCUUUCCCAUGCUCUCUUUCCCAGGCUCUCUUUCCCAGGCUCUCUUUCCCAGGCUCUCUUUCCCAGGCUCUCUUUCCCAUGCUCUCUUUCCCAUGCUCUCUUUCCCAUGCUCUCUUUCCCAGGCUCUCUUUCCCAGGCUUUUUUUCCCAGGCUCUCUUUCCCAUGCUCUCUUUCCCAGGCUCUCUUUCCCAGGCUCUCUUUCCCAUGCUCUCUUUCCCAUGCUCUCUUUCCCAGGCUCUCUUUCCCAGGCUCUCUUUCCCAGGCUCUCUUUCCCAGGCUCUCUUUCCCAUGCUCUCUUUCCCAUGCUCUCUUUCCCAGGCUCUCUUUCCCAGGCUCUCUUUCCCAUGCUCUCUUUCCCAUGCUCUCUUUCCCAGGCUCUCUUUCCCAGAAUCUCUUUCCCAGGCUCUCUUUCCCAUGCUCUCUUUCCCAUGCUCUCUUUCCCAGGCUCUCUUUCCCAGGCUCUCUUUCCCAUGCUCUCUUUCCCAGGCUCUCUUUCCCAUGCUCUCUUUCCCAGGCUCUCUUUCCCAGAAUCUCUUUCCCAGGCUCUCUUUCCCAUGCUCUCUUUCCCAUGCUCUCUUUCCCAGGCUCUCUUUCCCAGGCUCUCUUUCCCAUGCUCUCUUUCCCAGGCUCUCUUUCCCAUGCUCUCUUUCCCAGGCUCUCUUUCCCAUGCUCUCUUUCCCAGGCUCUCUUUCCCAUGCUCUCUUUCCCAUGCUCUCUUUCCCAUGCUCUCUUUCCCAUGCUCUCUUUCCCAUGCUCUCUUUCCCAUGCUCUCUUUCCCAGGCUCUCUUUCCCAUGCUCUCUUUCCCAUGCUCUCUUUCCCAUGCUCUCUUUCCCAGGCUCUCUUUCCCAGGCUCUCUUUCCCAUGCUCUCUUUCCCAUGCUCUCUUUCCCAUGCUCUCUUUCCCAGGCUCUCUUUCCCAGGCUCUCUUUCCCAGGCUCUCUUUCCCAUGCUCUCUUUCCCAGGCUCUCUUUCCCAGGCUCUCUUUCCCAUGCUCUCUUUCCCAUGCUCUCUUUCCCAUGCUCUCUUUCCCAUGCUCUCUUUCCCAGGCUCUCUUUCCCAGGCUCUCUUUCCCAGGCUCUCUUUCCCAGGCUCUCUUUCCCAUGCUCUCUUUCCCAUGCUCUCUUUCCCAGGCUCUCUUUCCCAGGCUCUCUUUCCCAUGCUCUCUUUCCCAUGCUCUCUUUCCCAGGCUCUCUUUCCCAGAAUCUCUUUCCCAGGCUCUCUUUCCCAUGCUCUCUUUCCCAUGCUCUCUUUCCCAUGCUCUCUUUCCCAUGCUCUCUUUCCCAGGCUCUCUUUCCCAGGCUCUCUUUCCCAGGCUCUCUUUCCCAUGCUCUCUUUCCCAUGCUCUCUUUCCCAUGCUCUCUUUCCCAUGCUCUCUUUCCCAUGCUCUCUUUCCCAUGCUCUCUUUCCCAUGCUCUCUUUCCCAUGCUCUCUUUCCCAUGCUCUCUUUCCCAGGCUCUCUUUCCCAUGCUCUCUUUCCCAUGCUCUCUUUCCCAGGCUCUCUUUCCCAGACUCUCUUUCCCAGGCUCUCUUUCCCAUGCUCUCUUUCCCAGGCUCUCUUUCCCAGGCUCUCUUUCCCAGGCUCUCUUUCCGAGGCUCUCUUUCCCAGGCUCUCUUUCCCAUGCUCUCUUUCCCAGGCUCUCUUUCCCAUGCUCUCUUUCCCAGGCUCUCUUUCCCAGGCUCUCUUUCCCAUGCUCUCUUUCCCAGGCUCUCUUUCCCAGGCUCUCUUUCCCAGGCUCUCUUUCCCAGGCUCUCUUUCCCAGGCUCUCUUUCCCAUGCUCUCUUUCCCAGGCUCUCUUUCCCAGGCUCUCUUUCCCAGGCUCUCUUUCCCAGGCUCUCUUUCCCAGGCUCUCUUUCCCAUGCUCUAUUUCCCAGGCUCUCUUUCCCAGGCUCUCUUUCCCAGGCUCUCUUUCCCAUGCUCUCUUUCCCAUGCUCUCUUUCCCAGGCUCUCUUUCCCAGGCUCUCUUUCCCAGGCUCUCUUUCCCAUGCUCUCUUUCCCAGGCUCUCUUUCCUAGGCUCUCUUUCCCAGGCUCUCUUUCCCAUGCUCUCUUUCCCAGGCUCUCUUUCCCAUGCUCUCUUUCCCAGGCUCUCUUUCCCAGGCUCUCUUUCCCAGGCUCUCUUUCCCAGACUCUCUUUCCCAGGCUCUCUUUCCCAGACUCUCUUUCCCAUGCUCUCUUUCCCAUGCUCUCUUUCCCAGGCUCUCUUUCCCAUGCUCUCUUUCCCAUGCUCUCUUUCCCAUGCUCUCUUUCCCAGGCUCUCUUUCCCAGGCUCUCUUUCCCAGACUCUCUUUCCCAGGCUCUCUUUCCCAGGCUCUCUUUCCCAUGCUCUCUUUCCCAUGCUCUCUUUCCCAGGCUCUCUUUCCCAGGCUCUCUUUCCCAUGCUCUCUUUCCCAUGCUCUCUUUCCCAGGCUCUCUUUCCCAGGCUCUCUUUCCCAGACUCUCUUUCCCAGGCUCUCUUUCCCAGACUCUCUUUCCCAUGCUCUCUUUCCCAGGCUCUCUUUCCCAUGCUCUCUUUCCCAUGCUCUCUUUCCCAGACUCUCUUUCCCAGGCUCUCUUUCCCAUGCUCUCUUUCCCAGGCUCUCUUUCCCAUGCUCUCUUUCCCAGGCUCUCUUUCCCAUGCUCUCUUUCCCAUGCUCUCUUUCCCAUGCUCUCUUUCCCAUGCUCUCUUUCCCAGGCUCUCUUUCCCAUGCUCUCUUUCCCAUGCUCUCUUUCCCAUGCUCUCUUUCCCAUGCUCUCUUUCCCAGACUCUCUUUCCCAGGCUCUCUUUCCCAUGCUCUCUUUCCCAUGCUCUCUUUCCCAUGCUCUCUUUCCCAUGCUCUCUUUCCCAGGCUCUAUUUCUCAUGCUCUCUUUCCCAUGCUCUCUUUCCCAUGCUCUCUUUCCCAUGCUCUCUUUCCCAUGCUCUCUUUCCCAGGCUCUCUUUCCCAGGCUCUCUUUCCCAUGCUCUCUUUCCCAUGCUCUCUUUCCCAGGCUCUCUUUCCCAUGCUCUCUUUCCCAGGCUCUAUUUCUCAUGCUCUCUUUCCCAUGCUCUCUUUCCCAUGCUCUCUUUCCCAGACUCUCUUUCCCAGGCUCUCUUUCCCAUGCUCUCUUUCCCAUGCUCUCUUUCCCCGGCUCUCUUUCCCAGGCUCUCUUUCCCAUGCUCUCUUUCCCAUGCUCUCUUUCCCAUGCUCUCUUUCCCAUGCUCUCUUUCCCAUGCUCUCUUUCCCAGGCUCUCUUUCCCAUGCUCUCUUUCCCAUGCUCUCUUUCCCAGGCUCUCUUUCCCAGGCUCUCUUUCCCAUGCUCUCUUUCCCAGGCUCUCUUUCCCAGGCUCUCUUUCCCAGGCUCUCUUUCCCAGGCUCUCUUUCCCAUGCUCUCUUUCCCAUGCUCUUUUUCCCAUGCUCUCUUUCCCAUGCUCUCUUUCCCAGGCUCUCUUUCCCAGGCUCUCUUUCCCAGGCUCUCUUUCCCAGGCUCUCUUUCCCAUGCUCUCUUUCCCAGGCUCUCUUUACCAUGCUCUCUUUCCCAGGCUCUCUUUCCCAGGCUCUCUUUCCCAGGCUCUCUUUCCUAGGCUCUCUUUCCCAUGCUCUCUUUCCCAUGCUCUCUUUCCCAGGCUCUCUUUCCCAUGCUCUCUUUCCCAGGCUCUCUUUCCCAGGCUCUCUUUCCCAUGCUCUCUUUCCCAGGCUCUCUUUCCCAGGCUCUCUUUCCCAGGCUCUCUUUCCCAUGCUCUCUUUCCCAUGCUCUCUUUCCCAGGCUCUCUUUCCUAGGCUCUCUUUCCCAUGCUCUCUUUCCCAUGCUCUCUUUCCCAGGCUCUCUUUCCCAUGCUCUCUUUCCCAGGCUCUCUUUCCCAGGCUCUCUUUCCCAGGCUCUCUUUCCCAGGCUCUCUUUCCCAUGCUCUCUUUCCCAGGCUCUCUUUCCCAGGCUCUCUUUCCCAUGCUCUCUUUCCCAGGCUCUCUUUCCCAUGCUCUCUUUCCCAUGCUCUCUUUCCCAGGCUCUCUUUCCCAGGCUCUCUUUCCCAAGCUCUCUUUCCCAGGCUCUCUUUCCCAUGCUCUCUUUCCCAUGCUCUCUUUCCCAGGCUCUCUUUCCCAGGCUCUCUUUCCCAAGCUCUCUUUCCCAGGCUCUCUUUCCCAUGCUCUCUUUCCCAUGCUCUCUUUCCCAGGCUCUCUUUCCCAUGCUCUCUUUCCCAGGCUCUCUUUCCCAGGCUCUCUUUCCCAGGCUCUCUUUCCCAGGCUCUCUUUCCCAGGCUCUCUUUCCCAGGCUCUUUUUCCCAUGCUCUCUUUCCCAUGCUCUCUUUCCCAGGCUCUCUUUCCCAGGCUCUCUUUCCCAGGCUCUCUUUCCCAGGCUCUCUUUCCCAUGCUCUCUUUCCCAGGCUCUCUUUCCCAUGCUCUCUUUCCCAGGCUCUCUUUCCCAGGCUCUCUUUCCCAGGCUCUCUUUCCCAGGCUCUCUUUCCCAGGCUCUCUUUCCCAGGCUCUUUUUCCCAUGCUCUCUUUCCCAUGCUCUCUUUCCCAGGCUCUCUUUCCCAGGCUCUCUUUCCCAUGCUCUCUUUCCCAGGCUCUCUUUCCCAGGCUCUCUUUCCCAGGCUCUCUUUCCCAUGCCCUCUUUCCCAUGCUCUCCUCUCCUCUGCUCCCCCCGCCCCACCAGGCAAGGCGAGGCGGAGGCGCCAUGCAUGAUAGGGUGGCUGCUGCAGGCGUGAAUAGGGUUUUCAUCCGUAUACCUCCCCUUCCUAUACCUCACUCUCUCCACAUCUCCCUUGUCGAGGGCAGGUGGCGCAUGGGGGGCGGCUACGCCAUCCACGCCUUGGUGCUGCAGGCGCUCAUCGAGUUCGCCCUCACGCCCUUACUCACGCCACAGAUGCACACCUCCUCUCAGCUGCACGAGCACCGCACGCUGGGGGACGAGCCCAUGGCGAACGGGCUGGUGGAGUUUGAGGGCGCGUGGCGGCGGGCCACGGAGGAGGAGCCGCUACGCCGUGGCCUAGACCGCCGCCGUCGCCCCCAAUCGCCCGCCAUUUCUUCUCCCGCGGGCAUCUCGCCCGUCGGUUCUGCUCCCGCGGGCAUCUCGCCCGUCGGUUCUGCUCCCGCGGGCAUCUCGCCCGUCGGUUCUGCUCCCGCGGGCAUCUCGCCCGUCGGUUCUGCUCCCGCGGGCAUCUCGCCCGUCGGUUCUGCUCCCGCGGGCAUCUCGCCCGUCGGUUCUGCUCCCGCGGGCAUCUCGCCCGUCGGUUCUGCUCCCGCGGGCAUCUCGCCCGUCGGUUCUGCUCCCGCGGGCAUCUCGCCCGUCGGUUCUGCUCCCGCGGGCAUCUCGCCCGUCGGUUCUGCUCCCGCGGGCAUCUCGCCCGUCGGUUCUGCUCCCGCGGGCAUCUCGCCCGUCGGUUCUGCUCCCGCGGGCAUCUCGCCCGUCGGUUCUGCUCCCGCGGGCAUCUCGCCCGUCGGUUCUGCUCCCGCGGGCAUCUCGCCCGUCGGUUCUGCUCCCGCGGGCAUCUCGCCCGUCGGUUCUGCUCCCGCGGGCAUCUCGCCCGUCGGUUCUGCUCCCGCGGGCAUCUCGCCCGUCGGUUCUGCUCCCGCGGGCAUCUCGCCCGUCGGUUCUGCUCCCGCGGGCAUCUCGCCCGUCGGUUCUGCUCCCGCGGGCAUCUCGCCCGUCGGUUCUGCUCCCGCGGGCAUCUCGCCCGUCGGUUCUGCUCCCGCGGGCAUCUCGCCCGUCGGUUCUGCUCCCGCGGGCAUCUCGCCCGUCGGUUCUGCUCCCGCGGGCAUCUCGCCCGUCGGUUCUGCUCCCGCGGGCAUCUCGCCCGUCGGUUCUGCUCCCGCGGGCAUCUCGCCCGUCGGUUCUGCUCCCGCGGGCAUCUCGCCCGUCGGUUCUGCUCCCGCGGGCAUUUCGUCGGUUCUGCUCCCGCGGGCAUUUCGCCCGUCCUUCUGCUCCCGCGGGCAUUUCGCCCGUCACUUCUGCUCCCGCGGGCAUUUCGCCCGUCACUUCUGCUCCCGCGGGCAUUUCGCCCGUCACUUCUGCUCCCGCGGGCAUUUCGCCCGUCACUUCUGCUCCCGCGGGCAUUUCGCCCGUCACUUCUGCUCCCGCGGGCAUUUCGCCCGUCACUUCUGCUCCCGCGGGCAUUUCGCCCGUCACUUCUCUUAG